AUGUCCUCGUCCAAGAAGACCAAGGAGCUUCCGUCAUGCUUCACUGAUACCCACGGCGUAAUCACCUCUACCAUGAACGAUCUCCCAGGCUACAAGAUCAAACAAGUCCUGGGUACGAUCUACGGCAUCACGGUGCGCGCACGGAAUUGGAGCGCGGAUAUUGGCGGUGGCCUUCGCACGGCGGUCGGAGGAGAGAUUCGAAUAUUUACGAAUCUGAUGUACACUUCUCGCGAAGAAGCGAUGGAAAGACUGGUCGGGGAAUGUAUGAGUCGUGGAGGUAAUGCUAUUAUCGCGGUGAGAUUUGAUGUGGAUAAUUUUGGGUCUUGUUCGCAGAUCUGUGCGUAUGGAACUGCUUGUGUGGUGGAGAGGGUUGAAGAGAAGUAG
Molecule: messenger RNA, 384 nt
Organism: Penicillium diatomitis
Lineage: Eukaryota; Fungi; Ascomycota; Eurotiomycetes; Eurotiales; Aspergillaceae
Product: YbjQ family protein
Exons: 1
Coding region: 1-384 (127 amino acids)
Source: RefSeq, a predicted model, not a curated record